This is a messenger RNA of Adineta ricciae, 612 nucleotides long. The record is from the annotation of a GenBank genome assembly. NCBI's taxonomy places the organism in Eukaryota, Metazoa, Rotifera, Eurotatoria, Adinetida, Adinetidae.
AUGAGUCAAGGUUUGAGUUGCUGGAGAGAAAAACAUUUGCUCCUCGAAAACAGUGGAAAUCUCGCAUGGAAGAUCAUCGAGCAAAUCACAGAUUGGAGUAAAACAUUGAUUCAUCAGAUACAAGAACACGUGAAUGACCAACGAAAACUUCUCGAACGAGUUUAUGAACAAAAAGUAUCCUAUUUCGAUUCCAUACGCGAUCAAUUUCUACAGCGCGCUCUCGUUUUCGAACAACAACAUGAUACCGCACAGAUGCAGCAGUUAAUCAAUCAAUGCAACGCAUUGAAAUCGGAUAUCGCUUUUCUAGUCUACAAUGAACGACCAAUAACAUCGAUACAACUGGUAACAGAAGAACAACUCUUACAGACGUGUAUCGAGCAAAAAACUGCCGAUAAAGAGUCUCAAACCGAAAAUCCUAAUACAAAUUUGGGAUUAGUCAAUGCAGAACAGGAUACACGCUCGUCGAGAAUCGAUCAUCACGACUUCGAUAGUAAUACGUCAGUGCAGGAGGUUCUCAUCGAAAGAUGUCCACUAUGCUACAUGAUCUUUCCGAAGAGUAUGAAUAUUGGUGAUCGAAAUGUUCAUAUCAAUGAGCACUAUCAGGAUGAUUGA